AUGGAUAACAUAUUACAACUUUUAAAAAAGAUUCAAGAAGAUCUGAAUGAAACUAAAGAAAGUGUUCGAAAUAGCGAAAUCAACUUGUUAAACAAAAUUAACGAGACAUUCGACCAUGUACAAAGCAAGCUGCAAAGCUUAGAAGAUACUGUUAGUUCACAGGAGCAACGACUAGACCUACUUGAAAAACGAGUCAGAGUAAGGAACAUCGUUAUUUUCGGUGUGCAAGAAAAAGAGCGAAACUACGAUGAACUAAACAAGAUUAUUCUUGACCUUUUUAAUGAUGUUAUGAAAAUAAGCUGUACAGAUUUGGAUAUACAGUCCUUAAGAAGAAUAGGCAAAAAAAGCGAAAAAAUAAGACCAGUUAUUGUAACAUUUUCUACAUUAAAAAGAAAAAUCGAGAUUUUACGAAACAAAAAAUCAUUAGAAACUCAAAACUGCUAUAUUAAAGAAGACUUUCCGCCCAAUAUCCUAGCAAAGAGACGAGAACUCCAAAACAAAGCUAAAGAAGAGAGGGAAAAAGGGAAAAAAGUAUUCAUAAAAUAUGACAAACUAAUUAUUAUUCCACCAAAAGAAGCUACAAACAGAGCCAACAAAAGGAACCAUUCAGGAUCACCGCCAGAAAAAUACACUCGACAUGGGAUUUAUAACAAAGAGUCAACACAAAUACAGAAGAAGAACACCCUAACAUCCUACUGGAAUAACAAACAUGGACAAACUUCUACUCGAAAAGAAAAAUUUUCAACUGCAGACUCGGCCACAGCCAGUUGUAGUGGCACAAACAAAUAG
Molecule: messenger RNA, 789 nt
Organism: Bicyclus anynana (squinting bush brown)
Lineage: Eukaryota; Metazoa; Arthropoda; Insecta; Lepidoptera; Nymphalidae
Exons: 1
Coding region: 1-789 (262 amino acids)
Source: RefSeq, a predicted model, not a curated record